AUGAAGGCCGGGACGAAUGGACCCGGGCGGCCGCUGACAGGCGACAAUAGCCGGGCCCAGCCCCCCGUGGCUCCGGGUGCGGGCGCGGCCACGGCCCUCCGCAGCCCAGAGCGCGCCGGCGCUGGCGACCAUAUGGCGCCGGCCCGGCGGGCCUCGGGUGCGGCUGUGCGUGGUGCGUUCACGGUGUGCGCUCUGUGGGGGCCGGGCGCGUGCAUUUUGUGUUUAUUCUCCGAGAGUGAGUGUACGUGCAAGUGUGGCCUGGAUCGUGUGAGGGGCUGUGGGCCCUGCGCCCAGUCUCGGGGCGAGACCCACUUUCGCUUCCCCGCUGCCCUGAAGAAGCGGCCUGGCUCUGCCUCUUCCUUCACAGCUGAGUCUGGGGCCUCGGCCCUGCUUGCCAAGUCCCGGGACGCGGGCAGGUUCUGUUCUCCGGUCCGGGACCCCGCGGCGCGAGGACCAGCUGGGCCCCUCUGCGCUAUUCGGCUACCUCUGCUUCCCCCGCUCCGCCUUCCCCGGCCCGGGGGGCCGGCGGGCGGCGCCGGGUGA
Molecule: messenger RNA, 543 nt
Organism: Rangifer tarandus platyrhynchus (Svalbard reindeer)
Lineage: Eukaryota; Metazoa; Chordata; Mammalia; Artiodactyla; Cervidae
Source: the annotation of a GenBank genome assembly